AUGAUACUUUUGUCAACCAGUAUACUCACCUGCAAUAAAAUAUUAGCCCUGAGAAACACCAAUGCCAGGAUGUUGAGUAAUAAUGGCAGGAUUCUGAUACCCAAUGAUGACAAAGAAGGCUUUGAUAUGAGAGAAGUCUUGAGUAAACUUAAAAUAAAUGAACUUUAUCAGCAAGCAAAUUCAUUAAAGAAAAGAGAAACUGCCAUUCGGGAAGUACAACAAUUAUGGAAUGAAUUGAAUGACAAUAAAAAUCAACUUGAGAAGAAAUUGAAAUUGCUAAAACUUGAGGCUACUCUUCAAAAUCCAGGAUGUGUUAUAUCAAAUUCUGCAGAAGAACAAAUACAAGACAUCUCUGAAAAUUUUAAAGAAGACUCUAAGAAUUCUUUGGGGAAAUUUGCACUUCAACAACUAGAGAAUGGAAAAUGUCAAGAUCGAAAGAAACAAAAACUUCAAGAAACAGAAAUUAAACUUAAAGAAACAGAAGGACAAGCAGAUGAGCAACAACAAUUAGAAAUAAUACAGUCUGUUAAAACUUUGGAUCAACUUCAAGAGGCAUUAAAUAAAAUAAAUUAUAAACUUUUACAUUCUGCUACAUAUCUUAGACUUAUUCCAAAGUGA
Molecule: messenger RNA, 618 nt
Organism: Acaulospora morrowiae
Lineage: Eukaryota; Fungi; Glomeromycota; Glomeromycetes; Diversisporales; Acaulosporaceae
Source: the annotation of a GenBank genome assembly